GCUCAUUUAGUAAAUGGAACAAGCCCUAUGUGAAGCGAUUGAAGCCAACAAAGAAAGUAAUUUUUAUUUUUUUUUAUUUUUUUAUUUAUUACAGAUACAAAGAAAGUAAUUUUAAAGCAAAAGAUGAAGGAAGAAUAGGAAAGAACAUGUUCCCGGAGAAACCGCCAUGGCAUUGGACUCGUUCUCAAAAUUAAAACCUGAAGGAUGAAAUUUUGCAAGAGUUAUGAAAAUUACAUGAAGCAAUUGGGGAAGACUCUUCCCGGGAUUGGAUACAGAAGGCUAAAGAAAAAUAUUAACAAGUGCAGGAAUCAUAUGAUGUCUCAAGAGGAUGAGGCUGUUAGUCCUCUUGAUUGUUCAGUGUGUGAUGGGAUUUUUUUCCCUUCACUCUUUGACGAAAUGUCAGCUGUGGUUGAUUGUUUUGACAAAGAGGCUCGGAAAUUGCUUGAUCCACCGUUGUCAUGCCCAUGGGGCAUUUGGAGGUACUCUUGCUUUGACUGCUCAGGAAAUGGGCCAAAAGAUCAUGUUUUGAUGAAAGAGGGUCAAGAACUGCUUAUUUAUGCAAUGGUUAAUGCCAUUGCAUUUAGGAAAAUCCUUAAAAAGUAUGACAAGGUUCAUAAGAGUGAAAAAGGCCGGGAAUUCAAAUCAGGUGCCCAGGUUAAACACAUCAUGAUCCUUCAAUCUCCUUGGUUCUAUGAGCUCAUGUCUUUCCAGAUCAACUUGAGGGAUAGAAAAUUCAAAGAUACAAGCCCAGAUGCGUCGCUGUUUGAAGAAUUAGCCCUCAUGUUUAACAAUGACAUUCCGUCGAUGAACUGUGUACUUUUUGAUUCCUUCUGGGUCGAUGUCAAUUUAAUCUGUCCUAUUUGUUUGGAUAUAGUCUUUGAUGCGGUGGCUCUUAGAUGUGGACACAUCUUAUGCUAUAUGUGUGCUUGCUCUGCUGCUUCAGUGACUAUAGUCGAUGGCUUGAAGGCAGCUACUCCAAAGCAGAAGUGUCCUCUAUGUCGAGAGGCUAGGGUGUAUGGUAAUGCCAUCCGCUUGGACGAAUUAAACGUUCUGUUAAGCAAAAGGUGUCCUGAGUAUUGGGAAAAGCGGCUUGAGUCGGAGAGAGUAGAGAGGCUUCGGCUGGUGAAGGAACAUUGGCAGUCACAAGUGAAUGGUCUCUCAUGACAGUUUGAGCUUUGUUGUUAUAAUUACUUUCUUUCUAGUGCAAAUGUUAGAAGUCUUGGGUCAAGAUAAUUGAUUUUUGCAAACAUUAGCUCGAAGAAUCCUCUGUUUAUUUUGUAACUAAUAUUGUAAAUGUAAUAACUAAUAACGGUAUAUAUAAUCAUUUCACAUAGGUACAUAACACUAUAUGUCUAUAACUGUGGAUGCAAUAUUGUUAGCUAACCUAAUUGGUUAAAUAUAUACAUGGCAUCUUAUAAAUC
Chenopodium quinoa (quinoa) is the source of this 1421-nucleotide messenger RNA. RefSeq names its product probable E3 ubiquitin-protein ligase BAH1-like 1. The transcript has 7 exons. NCBI's taxonomy places the organism in Eukaryota, Viridiplantae, Streptophyta, Magnoliopsida, Caryophyllales, Amaranthaceae. Bases 205 to 1164 code for a protein of 319 amino acids. Gene Ontology annotation, molecular function: metal ion binding. The record is from RefSeq and is a predicted model, not a curated record.